Messenger RNA from Punctularia strigosozonata HHB-11173 SS5, 1167 nucleotides. Its product is annotated as alternative oxidase. Gene Ontology annotation, biological process: alternative respiration. The record is from RefSeq and is a predicted model, not a curated record. Gene Ontology annotation, cellular component: mitochondrion. The transcript is spliced from 10 exons. NCBI's taxonomy places the organism in Eukaryota, Fungi, Basidiomycota, Agaricomycetes, Corticiales, Punctulariaceae. The coding region runs from base 28 to 1167 and encodes 379 amino acids. Gene Ontology annotation, molecular function: alternative oxidase activity.
GUCUCUGAUCCGUACUCACUUAUCCUUAUGAUUAGGACUCCUAUCGUCCAGUCUGUCGCUUUGUGUCGCGGUAGAUUGGCGGCUAGGCCUCUGCUUGUGCUCCUAUCGCGUCGGGUUAUCAACGUUGCACGACCUAACUCGACGAGCGCUCUUCAGAGCAAGGGCCCCGUCGAGCCAUCCCAGCACGGUGCUGAAGGCCUGCACAGACAGGAUGCUUCUCCACCCCAAGACCUGGCACUGACAAAGCCGGACGCUGUCAGUACCGUCCCGAGUAAGAUCAAAGGGGACUGGGUGUUGUUCCACCCGGUGUAUACCCCGGAAGAGCUGAAGGCGGUCGAGGUGAUCAAUCUCAGAGCCAAGACCCUGUCGGACAAGUUCGCCGCCCUCCUCGUCCGGGUGAUGAGGACAUGCUUCGAUAUUGCGUCCGGCUACAAACACAAGGACGUCCCUCCCGCGAGUACUCUCACGGUCGAGGAACUUCGGAAGCAGAACUACCUCAUGGGUCCCGAUCAAUGGCUUCAGCGUGCCAUUUUCCUCGAGACUAUCGCCGCUGUACCUGGCAUGGUGGCUGCUAGUAUCCGACAUUUGAACAGUCUACGUCUCAUGCGACGAGACUCUGGCUGGAUCCACACAUUGCUGGAGGAAGCUGAGAACGAGCGUAUGCACCUCAUGACAUUUAUGGCGCUUCGUAGACCAGGUCUCUGGUUCCGAACUCUGGUCAUGGGCGCGCAAGGCGUCUUCUAUAACGUCUUCUUCCUAUCAUACCUCUUCGCGCCCAAAGUCUGCCAUCGAUUUGUAGGAUACCUCGAAGAAGAAGCUGUGCUCACGUACACUCGCUGCAUCCAGGACAUCGAGGCCGGGCGCCUCCCGGAGUGGGCCGACAUGCCUGCGCCAUCCAUCGCCAUUGACUAUUGGCGCCUCCCUCAGGACUCGAAGCUGCUCGACGUCAUCUACGCCAUCCGCUCCGACGAAACGAACCACCGCUUCGUCAACCACACUCUCGCUAACCUGAAUCACAAGACCGACGUCAACCCUUUUGCGUUCCGGGAGCCUGAUAUGACAGUCAAGGGGCGCAAGAUAGCUUUCGAGAGAGUCGAAGCGGAGAAAUACGUACAGGAGUCGCAUGCUCUCCUUGAGGAGGGCCGGCACCAGUCAGAAUCGAAGUGA